Protopterus annectens (West African lungfish) is the source of this 3375-nucleotide messenger RNA. It is a transcript of the gene WASL, whose product is annotated as WASP like actin nucleation promoting factor. Gene Ontology annotation, biological process: actin filament organization; regulation of Rho protein signal transduction. The record is from RefSeq and is a predicted model, not a curated record. Gene Ontology annotation, molecular function: small GTPase binding; actin binding. The transcript has 10 exons. The coding region runs from base 261 to 1838 and encodes 525 amino acids. Lineage: Eukaryota; Metazoa; Chordata; Ceratodontiformes; Protopteridae.
CCGGCUGUGUCAGUGAUUUCGUCCAGUCCACUGCCAUGUUGGAUAGAAGUUGGAAGUUUGGAUUUUAGUCAGGUAGAGCGGUUCGGUUUCUUGAAUAACCUGAGGAUACCCUACUUGUUAAAACUGCCCAGGUCUUUGAACAGCUGAUGCGUGAUCCCCCCGCAUGAUGUCCUGCCCAGAUGAGAGGCUGCCUGCAGUGUUAUGUUAAUCAAUGUCGUUGAACGUCUGAAAGAGUGACAGGAACCCAGCAGCUUGGAAACAUGAACAACCAGCAGCCUCCGCCAGUGCGACGGGUAGUGACUAACGUCGGCUCCCUAGUCCUCACACAGCAGGAAAAUGAAAUUCUGUUUAACUGCCUCAGCAGGAAAUGCACGUCGCUGUGUUCUGCUGUGGUUCAAGUUUAUGGGGCGGAGCACAGUCCUCAGUGGACAAAGAAAUGCUGUGGAGUAGCCUGCUUAGUGAAAGACAAUCCACAAAGAUCCUACUUUAUCAGAGUCUAUGAUAUAAAGGAUUCAAGGCAACUCUGGGAACAGGAACUCUACAAUUCAUUUUGUUUUACUCAUCCAAAGCUGUACUUUAUUACCUUUCCUGGUGAUUGGAAGUUUCAGUAUUACUCUACAAGACUUUUCUUUAAUGAAUACUGCACAGGUGGGCUUAAACUGCCAGAUGAUUCUACCCCACUAUCUGUUUUUGUUUUGUUUGUUGAUUCUCUGCAUAUUUUGUCUUCAGGUCCCUCUUUACCAAUGGCUACUGUGGAUAUCAAGAAUCCAGAAAUACACAUUAGAAAUGUUAAUUCACAGCCCAACAACAUUAUGUAUACCAAAGAAAAGAAAAAAGGAAAAAAUAAAAAGAAGAAAUUAACAAAAGCAGAUAUUGGUACUCCAAGUAAUUUCCAGCACAUUGGACAUGUUGGCUGGGACCCAAACACAGGUUUUGAUUUAAAUAACUUGGAUCCAGAGCUGAAACAUUUAUUUGAUAUUUGUGGCAUCUCAGAAGCUCAAUUGAAAGACAAAGAAACUUCAAAGGCAAUAUAUGACUUUAUUGAAAAAACUGGAGGUGUGGAAGCAGUUAAAAAUGAAUUGCGCAGACAAGCACCACCUCCACCUCCACCAUCUAGGAGCGGAUUACCACCAACUCCACCUACACAUACCACAGGGCCGCCACCGCCACCACCUCCUCCUGCAAGAGGACCACGAAUCGUAGCACCUCCUCCUCCACCUUCCAGAGCUCCUACAUCAGCACCACCACCACCACCUCCUUCCAGAUCAGGUCCUGGAGCUCCACCACCACCACUUCCUCCAAGCAGAGGGUACCCUCCUCCUCCUCCUCCUCCACUCCAUUCUUCAGCAGCUCCAUCUGGUCCACCACCACCUCCACCACCACCUCCUGGAUCCGGUGGUUUCUCAUCACAAGCACCACCUCCUCCACCUCCACCUCCUCUUCCUCCUGGGCCUCCACCUCCUCCGGGGCCUCCUCCACCUCCUGCCUUUUCUAGUGACAAUGAACAGAACUUUGCACCUGGAUCUGUAAAUAAAUCAGCUCUUUUAGACCAGAUUAAAGAAGGAGCCCAGUUAAAAAAGGUAGACCCAAACAAUCGGCCGGUGUCCACUGCUGGAGGAAGAGAUGCACUCUUAGAUCAGAUACGGCAGGGUAUUCAGCUCAAGUCCGUAACUGAUGGCACAGAUUCAUCACCACAAACACCUGUUCCUGCUACUGGCAUUGUGGGAGCACUUAUGGAAGUGAUGCAGAAAAGGAGCAAAGCCAUUCAUUCUUCAGAUGAAGACGAGGAUGAAGAUGAUGAUGAGGAAUUUGAGGAUGAUGAUGAAUGGGAUGAUUAAUUUUGUUGAAGAUUAAACACUAAAUACUACUUCCUGUCUUUUUAAAUUCUGUAAAAUUAUCAUGUAAAUGUUCUACCAGUUUGCUGUAUAUUUUUGUUGCCUUUCGCUUUUUUAUUAAUCUGUGCAAUACCUCAUUUAAUCUGUAAAGGUUUGUCAUAUAGAUAUAUAUAUACAUAUAUAUAUAAUGUAAAGCUUUUCCUGUUACUUUGCAGUUUAUACCAGUACACAAUAACACAUUAUUUGGUUCCAUCAUGGAAUAAGGGAGUUUUAACUGUACUGAGUGAAAAACUGAGAAAAUUUUAUGUUGUAAUUGUUCUGAUGCAAGAAGAAAAACACUAUUUUCAUACCCUACUUUUCUGUACUUAAUGUUUUCUUACUAAAAAAAAAAAAACUAGUAUGGCACUACAUUUUAAAUUAUGCAGCUCUUAGAUUUAACACCUCCAGACAAGUGCUACAUGAAUGUUGGGGAUAUAAUUUUGCACAGUAUUUUAACUAUCACUACAACAGUGCAGUCUGUUUUACUGUACUUCACCAUGUGCUUUAUUACAGAAAUUCACUACAGCAGUACCUACGCAGUUAGUUCUGAAGGUUAAUCAAGUUCUGAUCGUUAGCAGUACUUAUCAUUGUUUUACAGUGGUCAUGCCUAGAUAUGCAAGUCACUAACAAACAUUGCAUCUGUUUUUUUAAACCUACCUUUUUUCGUCAGCACUCAUUAAAGAUUUUCUUACAUUUUAAAUUAGAUACUUUGCUUGGCUAUUACAUCAUCGUAAGACAGGUAAAGUGAUUUUGCACAGUACUUCAUAUGGUUAGAUUUCAUGAUGGACUGCAGUUAAGAAUAUUUUUUUUCCAGUUUGUGUGUUAGUCUGUUCAAAGACUCUGUGCAAGGCUCACCACAGCUGUGUUUGGGUUAUUUUGUUUUGAUCUUUGUAAAACAUUGAUGUAAUAUAUGGCAACACUGUAUGCAUUUUCAACACUACAGUUGUAUAGGAAAUACAUUUCACAACAUUUGGGGGAUUUUGGGGCAUUAAAUACCAAAUUAAAUGUCAACAUUCUCUUCAGGACUGCUUACAAAAACUUGGAAUGAUAUUAAAUUGUAUACUUAAUAAAUGUUAAUAUUUACUGAAAUUCAUUGUAAUAUUUUUCUCUGCUCAUCAGACUACAGGAUCGCAGCUAGCUAAUGCAGUAGAGAUUCAGCUCUGUUCUUGUCCAUGCAUGUGCAGCACUUUUAACAGUUGCAUGUGACCAGAAAGAUGGGAUUUUAUGAAGCUUCAUUUGCAUUCAUAUAUGCAUUAAGAAAAUCGUGCAUACUUAUUAGUUUCUUUGAAUGGAUGCAAAACACGUUUUUGUAUUCUAUGUGCAUAGGCUGGUUAUUCACACAAUAUUCUUUGGAGUUUUCAAAGGGCUUUAUGUUUAUUUUUAAAUUACCAUAUAUCUUAAAAUAUCUUUAGUGUAAUUAAUUUUGAAAUAAUGUACAAUUACUAGAAUAUUGCACUGGUGGCAAUGCAUCAUGGAGCUUAAUAAAUUAAAUUUGAACAUA